Rhodofomes roseus is the source of this 1005-nucleotide messenger RNA. RefSeq lists its product as uncharacterized. The transcript is spliced from 2 exons. Bases 1 to 1005 code for a protein of 334 amino acids. Lineage: Eukaryota; Fungi; Basidiomycota; Agaricomycetes; Polyporales; Fomitopsidaceae. The record is from RefSeq and is a predicted model, not a curated record.
AUGGCUAACCCCAACUACGAACUGCAGCUCACCCACCUCCUCCAGCCAGGCGUGAGUGAGCCGCUGGAUCCGCGGAGGUCCUUCAGUAUCACUGGACUCGAGGGCUGCUAUCUCAAUGGCGAUCUCAGGCUCUACGAAUGUGUUAUCACUGACCUUUGGCUCUACAAAAGGGCCAACCUGUCGAAUCACGAGUACAUCGUGCUCAAGGUCAGGUACAAUGCCAGGGACAUUGGUUUCCUGCGGGUAGAACGCACCAUCGACCGUUCGGAGGCGAACGGGUCUUCUUGGACCAUCUCCACCAUCUCCAGCACCUCCAGCACUGCGUCCGCGUCUUCGAGCUUCGCUAUCCCCGCUAAAGACAUCAUCACCCUCUGCACCACAGAGAACAGGAACCUCUUGAUAGUUGACGAAGAACAGAUCGCGCAUGCAACCCUGGAUCCUCCUCCUACCCUCGCCGCCGUCGUGGCUGCGUGCUUGGUAGUGAACCGGGAGAAGCCGUUCUAUGAACUGCUUACAGGCCAAUGCUAUUGGUUCGCAGGUGUGGUCAUCCGGCUUAUCUGUGAUGACCACACGAAUAUGCAGCCAGUACCCUCUGCCACCCGGAAGGAGGGCGAAUGGCGGAACUUCCUCGGCGUCAUGUCAGAUGCGAGGAUGAACGAGAAAGCCAAAAAGCUCAGAUCUGGAUACAGAGCGACAUUAACGACGCUCCGUGACCAAGCAACUAGUAGAGCACGGGUGCCACAGGAGGCUGAGAGGAAGGUAGAAGAGGCAGACAGGAGGGCGGAGGAGGAAAGGAGGCAAAGGGAGGAGGCGGAGAGGCAAAGGGAGGAGGCGGAGAGGCAAAGGGAGGAGGAAAGGAGGCAAAGGGAGGAGGCGGAGAGGAGGGCGGAGGAGGCAGAGAGGAAGGCAGAGGACUUCCAACGCAUGUACAAGGAUCUUCUCGCGUCCGGGUCAUCAACGGCCGCAGCCCUCGCAGCCGCGGCCACGACCACUCGUCAAGCGUGA